Amphibalanus amphitrite is the source of this 1426-nucleotide messenger RNA. Its product is annotated as thymidine kinase, cytosolic-like. NCBI's taxonomy places the organism in Eukaryota, Metazoa, Arthropoda, Thecostraca, Balanomorpha, Balanidae. The transcript has 7 exons. Bases 94 to 765 code for a protein of 223 amino acids. Gene Ontology annotation, molecular function: thymidine kinase activity; ATP binding. The record is from RefSeq and is a predicted model, not a curated record. Gene Ontology annotation, biological process: thymidine metabolic process.
UGCAUGCAACAACGUGGUAUUAGAGCGAUUGUGUCGGGGAUAUUUUAGGAACAUUGAUAUUGCAUUAAUUUCCUAUCUGUGUGACAUUACAACAUGGCUUGCCCGUUGAAUUCGUAUCAUGACAUUGAAUCGCCUUCCAAGCGGCUUGGACACGGACAGGUUCAGGUCAUCUUCGGGCCGAUGUUCAGUGGCAAGACGACAGAGCUGAUCCGGCGACUGAAACGGUACCAAGUGGCCAACCACCGCUGUCUCAUCAUCAAAUACGCCAACGACAACCGGUACGCCGACAAGGACAUUUCGACUCACGACCGUCAGACGCUGGCUGCCGUGUCGGCCACCAAACUAGAACCGCUCAAGUCGAUCGCAGCGUCCAGCUACUCUGUGAUUGGGAUCGACGAAGGCCAGUUCUUCCCCGAUUGCGUGCCGUUUGCUGAGGAGCUGGCUAACCUGGGUAAGAUCGUCAUAGUGGCGGCCCUGGACGCCACAUUUCAGAGACAGGCUUUCGGUGACAUCCUCUCGCUCGUCCCGAUAGCCGAGAAUGUGGUAAAGCUGAACGCCGUCUGUAUGGAAUGCUUCAGGACGGCGAGCUACACAAAGAGAAAGGGCUCCGAACAGCAGGUGGAAGUGAUAGGUGGAACGGAUAAAUAUCUCGCCGUCUGCCGCAAGUGCUACUUCGGAUCAUCGCCGCUAAACGGCAACGGCGCUAGUGUCGCUCCGGAAAUUAUCAGCCCCGUGAAGAAAGCCCUGUUCAAUGGAGCCUCGUGACCUGAGUGACCUUGACCCUAGACGUGGCGACUUUACCUCUUCUAUUGUCGGAUCUUUUCACUCGCUUAUCGAGAAGUUGGGUAUAUAAGCCCAAACCAUCAUCAAAGUUUGGUAUAUUCUGCGGAACAAACCAAGUCCUCCAUGAAACGUUCAACUGCCGCAGUGACUUCUUGCUCGUCGUUCUUUGCAUUACAGUGCUUUAAACUGGGACCGAUUUCAUUUGUUCGUAUGUGUGUGGGCUUGGGGUCUCCUGUGUUUUAAUCGUGUCGCUUCUAAAACGAUUAAAUGCGUUUCGGUCUAUCACGUUGUAGCUAAUCUAUGCGGACUUGUCUCGACAUUUUCGUUUGUGGUCAUUAGCUUAGCAUGCAUUUUAAGCUGCAUUAAGUUUUCGGCUAUCACCGAUCGUCAUUUUGCUAUACCAAGUACAAAUAUUAGCAUGCAUCCUCUACUGUAAUGUUUUCAGUGACAUAGCCUUGUCUAAUGAACGCUCAUCGGUGUCCUCUUCUCUUGGCAUUAUUGGAGGCUCAAGUUUUACGCGCGGUGCUUAUUUUCUCUGUCUCAGACCGGGUGCUGUUAUCUGUACCUUUUUCUGGUUUUGUAAGGCGUUUGUGUCGCCCGGAAUGUCUAUUGCUGAAUACAUUCCUGUUUUAUUGAACGGAAA